AUGAGUACAUUUCACAGCAACAACAACCCUGAAUGUGCCGACAAAGCAGAGUCCGGAGUCAUCGCAACCCUUCCGGCUGAAGAGGAGGUGAAGAAAAGCAGUCGAAAAAUUGACUGCAUCAUCUGUUUUUCCAGCUACAACCUAUCGAAUCGGCUCCCCAGGCGGCUGUACUGCGGCCACACCUUCUGCCAGACUUGCAUCAGGAGGCUGGACUCAGUGACCAAUGAGCAGAGAUGGAUCCCUUGUCCGCAGUGCCGCCAAAACACCCCAACGCCGCGGGGAGGGGUGGCUAUGCUGGACCUGGAUCUGGCUGCUUUUCUGGCGGUGAAGUCGGAAAAAGACAGCCCCCGAUUGGCUAGCAAGACUCUGCCUACAGACUCGGAGCUGAAAGUAUUCUCCAAAAACGUCCCCGUUAGCCGGCAGCCCACGGGCAGCUGCCAAGAGUCUGUCUCUGAGCCCCGAUUCCCGAGGCGGAUCUGCUGUAAAAACUGGUUUUGUUGCUCUUGUUGCACUUGUGUGUGA
Messenger RNA from Pseudophryne corroboree (corroboree frog), 522 nucleotides. Its product is annotated as RING finger protein 224-like. NCBI's taxonomy places the organism in Eukaryota, Metazoa, Chordata, Amphibia, Anura, Myobatrachidae. The coding region runs from base 1 to 522 and encodes 173 amino acids. The record is from RefSeq and is a predicted model, not a curated record. The transcript has a single exon.